CACCCUUCUACAUUCACUAAAUUCUUCAUAGAAAGCUUUGCAAUCCUACUUUUUGGGCUUAUUUAAAGACCUCUCUCCCUCGCGUCUUCCAAUCUUCUCCCUUCUACCAACAUCUUCACAACUCCAACCACAGCAACCAUCCUCACUACCCUCCCUGGCCAUCAAGAAUCGCAACGAGCACACCCAACGUUGAGCUUUUAGCAAGAGUUGAUAAUCAUCAAGAAUAUCACAAUGUCUUCUUCUGCCUCAGCUUCCAACUCCGCUCCCGGCGCCGUCAAAGAUACAUCUUCGAACCCCCUGCCAAGCGCUACUAAAGUUUCAUCUUCAACCGCAAAGACACCUCUCAAUUUCUCCUCUCCUGAAGCUCAAAGCUUCGUCACCAUCCACUGCAAAGGUGCUGUCCAACCAUUCCGCACCAACAAGAACGUCAUUACCCACUAUUCACCUUUCUUCUCCGCUGCCUACAAUGGUGUCUUCAAGGAGGGAAAGACACAAAGCAUGUCCUUUGAGGAUGUCGAGGCUCCUAUCUUUGGCUUCUUUAACAAUUGGCUCUACACCCAAAAGGUCGUCAACGAGGAUGGCAACCGACUUCAACUAAUCGAAUAUGCCAAGUUAUGGUCAUUGUCCCAGCGCUUCCUAAUGCCCGAUCUCCAAGCCAUCUUGCUCAAAGAGACGGAAAAUACCUUACCGAGUUCUGAUGCCAAGUCUGGAAGCACUCUCAAGGAUUUUCAACAAUAUGUCUACCUUGUUGUGGACCAGCAGGAGGAUUCAGACUUGAAGAAGGUUGCUAUCAAGAAGACUCUCUCAUCUGUCAAUCGAAAUAACAUCGAUGCGGUGAUGAAUAACAUUCCGGAGGAAUUGAACAGCACACUGCAACCCUUCAUGACCAUCAUCAGUAUGGUGCUAAUGGAAUACAAUAUGAACGGCAAGGUCGCAAGCUCGCUCCUCCUGAAGGCCAACUGUGCGGCCAGCAACAAUAGCGCCGACAAGCAGGCUGCACACAUUACACACCAUACCUCCGCCAUGAUCUGCCACUACUCCCCGUUCUUCUCAGCAGCCUUCAAUGGCGAGUUCAUUGAGAUCACGACUGAACGUUUCCUGAUUCUCGAGCUGAAAAACGAAGUAGUGGACGAAAUCUACGCCAGCUUUGGAAGCAACUCGAACUGUAUAGACUUCAGAGAGUUCGCUUAG
Hyaloscypha bicolor E is the source of this 1191-nucleotide messenger RNA. RefSeq lists its product as uncharacterized. Gene Ontology annotation, molecular function: protein binding. NCBI's taxonomy places the organism in Eukaryota, Fungi, Ascomycota, Leotiomycetes, Helotiales, Hyaloscyphaceae. The transcript is spliced from 4 exons. The record is from RefSeq and is a predicted model, not a curated record. The coding region runs from base 232 to 1191 and encodes 319 amino acids.